AAGAGACCAGUUACCGUUAAACUGGAAAGUAGCAGCAGAAGAAGAAGAAAAACGGCGAAGAAGAAGCAGCAACAACAACAACAACAACACCGGAACUGAACCGUAUCGUAAACUGGAAGUUCUUUCAUUUUAGCUGAAGAACGUAAAAUGUGUACUUGUUUCCCCUCCUCGGCGUCUGUCUCAGGACUAUAAGCAUCCAACCGACGGCCUGCGUCGAGACAUUGGCCACGUAUGUGUUUAGCUUCCACAGCGCAGCCAACAAAACAAGGAAAUACAGCCCAUCGGUUGGAGCAGAGGCAGUGAGCAGGAGGCACAGGGAUUGGACAUCCCUCGCUACAACCGGGCCCUGAGAUGACAUCACAGCAACCACAGUUUCCAAAUCCUGUUGUUCCUCCCCAGCUUGCCCAGAAUUCCUCUGCUCAGCAGGACCGGCCUCACAUUCAGGGUAAUCAGCUGGACUCUAGUCAGAGCAAUGCUAUCGCUGGCCCUCUCGAACACAGAGCAUUGACAAGCAGACAGGGGAGCUCCGCUGUGCCAACAGCCAGCGGAGAGGUGCACAACAGGAACAUAAGCAGGUGCACCAACUCCAGCUCGUCAAGAAGGGACGGCUGCUUCGAACCGUGGCCUGAGGAAGCAGUGGACAACUCCCAUGGGCUCUACUCCCUCCACCGCAUGUUCGACAUAGUUGGAGCCCAGUUAACGCAUCGGGAUGUCAGGGUCCUGUCAUUUCUGUUUGUUGACGUUAUUGACGAGUACGAGCGCGGUGGAAUCAGGAAUGGAAGGGAUUUCCUUCUUGCAUUGGAGCGCCAAGGUCGCUGCGAUGAGACCAACUUCCGACAUGUUCUUCAGCUUCUAAGGAUCAUCACCCGCCACGACCUGUUACCUUAUGUCACACUCAAGAAACGGCAGGCUGUGUGCCCAGACCCAGUUGACCAGUACCUGGAGGAGACAUCUGUGCGUUACAUUUCACCCAGAGGAACAAUGCAGAGCAACGACACAGUGCAUUACAGGAGAACAGGUCCUCGUCCAGUCAUUUGCUGUUCUUCGUCAGGACCCCAUGUUGGCCCUUCCCGGACAAAGCCAGCUCCCCCUGUUUCAAACCGCAAACGGAAGAGAAGUCAUACCUCAACUGACUGCAGAGAGAAGGAAACUUGUGAUAUCCGUCUCCGUGUUCGUGCAGAAUACUGCCAGCAUGAGUCUGCACUUCAGGGCAAUGUGUUCUCUAACAAGCAAGAAGCAGUGGAGCGACAGUUUGAGCGCUUCAACCAGGCUAACACUAUUCUGAAAUCCAGAGACUUGGGCUCAAUCAUCUGUGAUAUCAAGUUCUCUGAACUCACCUACUUGGAUGCCUUCUGGAGGGACUACAUCAACGGAUCAUUGCUAGAAGCUCUUAAAGGGGUCUUCAUCACAGAUUCCCUGAAACAGGCCGUGGGCCACGAGGCUAUUAAGCUGUUGGUUAACGUUGAUGAGGAGGACUACCAGGCCGGUCGACGCAAGCUGCUACGUAACCUGGUCACUAGCGCUGGGAGCCCCCCAGGAGCCAGCAAGUACACCGUAUCUUAGACCCCCAUGUGGACGAACUGCUCCUUUGAGGCGGGGUUGUGUUGUUUGAGGUGCCUGAACUGUGCCUGAAAGGAACUGAAGAAUUUCCAGCUGCUCCAUAAACUCGUACCACUUGGCAUCCUUAAGCGUAGCACGCAAACUAAUUGGAAGCCACACUAGCGUCAAGAAGUAGGCGUCGUACAGGUCGGAGUUUUUUACGUUUCAUUUUCUUCGGGAGGCUGAUCUGUCAUAUGCAUCGACUUUGUCUAAUUUCUUCUUGUACAUUAGUUUGAAACAUGAAACAUUUUGUUAAAUGUAAAGUUGCUCCUGUUUUCAAGUGGAGUUAAUUUCAGUAUGGGGAAAACUAAAUGCUGACAAGUUACUUCCACCUGAAGUAAGACCUUGAAGUCCAACUGCUCCACCUUUACAGGUUUCAGGUACAUCAGACCUUCUGGAGUUUCCCACCUUGAGAUUGUGUGUUGUAGGAUUAUCAGUCCAUAGUUGAGUAGUCUUAUGUGUCGGCUGAAAGCUGUCAUUGUGUUCUGCCUUUUUUAAAACAAAUUCCCACAAGCAACUGUAAUUCAGGUUUUACGAUUAUUUCACAACUUGUUCUUCUCCCAUGAAUCAUUGUAAUUCAAGGAGGUUUUAAAUGAUUUCAGCUCUAAUUGUACUCGUCUUGUUUCUCAGCAGCAUCUUUCAGCUUUGAACCAGCUUCAGUCCAUCCUCAAGUAAAACAUGCUUCAGGUGUACAGCUUCACAUUCGCAGCCUUCAAGCGUUUUCCUGCUGCUACACACACGUGCAUGAUGUGUGCACAUAUAAUCAAAGUUUCCCCCAACGAUGAGAAUUACAACACAUCAGUUAAUACUUGAUAAAAUUAACUUUCUGGAAGCUUAAAAGCUUCUUGCAUCAUGAUGGUUGUGUGGGUUUCAUGGAAUUGUUCAGCUGUCGUGUUCAGGUCCUGAGAUGCUGCUGGUCGGUUAGUCGUUUCCUUCCUAGAGUUUCAAAGCGUCUCAGAACAUUUUUUUGUAUAACUGAACCCGGCUGCCAUCAUUUUCCCCACUGCAGCCAUCAGACGGUUCUGAGUAAAUCUGGCUUUUUUUCCACAGCUUCUCUGCUUUGUGUCCUUUUACAUUAGAGCAGGUAAAGGUUUGAUCCAACACCUGGUUCUUUUCCCAUGACUAGCAAUGCGUUGGUUGUUUAUGUUGGUGAGCGAUGACCAAUGACGUCCAUAUUGGACAGUGCUUCGUAUUUUGGUUGUGCGUACGAGUGUGGCAGCUAUGAGCGUGUUGAUGGUUGUUGGUACAGGCGUGGCAGUCGCCAUCCUGACGUACCAGGGCUCACAACUCUCAGAUUAAUAUCCGGUGUCCUUUGAGACGUUACCAACGCUGCCGGUCACAAAUGUCCCAAAAUCUGCUGCUCGCAGGGAAUUACUCACUUUCCAUUAUGAUAUUUUUUUAACCUAUAAAUGUGCAACUUUCUUUUUGCUGAAUAUCAAGUUUCUGUUUAGAUCACCUGAUUGGAUUUAAGCUUUUGUUUUCCCCAUUACAAACUGAAUGAAAGCCGUUUAGGGUGAAGGCUGUGGUCAUGAUGAUCGACAGGCCACCGUUACUGUGAAUUACAGAGUCAGCCUGCGUUUAUGUUUUUAUCUCAGUGGAGAUUCCGGUAAAGGUUCAUUUGGAAUCUGUUCUACAGGUUGGUGUACGUUUUGUUUCUGUUAGUCGUUCAAUGCACACGUCUUUUAAUUCGAAUUGCAUGUAACCUGUUCUGAUCUCCAGAAAUGUAAUAGAAGCUCAGUGUUAACAUUUUGUACAUAGAUCAGUUGGAUGUCAGCUUUUCCUACUUUGGUUUUUUAUUUGUUUCAGGAAUCUAAAAAGUAGGACUGUUAAUAAAUGAGCCUGUUUCUUGCUGAAGUCCAACAACUUCUGUGACACAGAUGUUUUUGUUGAGCCCCAGGCAUCACAUGCCUUCGUUUUCCAACACAUCCUCAUUUUCCUCACUCUAGUUUCUUCUGUCACAAUCGACACGAGCGCAAGAUGAUCUAGAUGAGAACAGGCCUGUGGCACCGGCUUGGUCUGGGCCGGCGUGUUACUGUGAACCGUCCCAUGCUCUCAUGAUGUGUACAAGGACAGUACUGGUGGUUAGUCUUAUUAACGUGUUGACCAAAAAAUGUAAACUCUUUCUAUACAGUACAGAUUCUCUGCAGUUAGUUAAUUUAUUAUCACUGACCUAACCCUACAGCAGGUCUGCUGGUAGUAUGAUCCAGCUUUGUACAAAAUAGAUUAAACUCACAUAAAAACC
Messenger RNA from Betta splendens (Siamese fighting fish), 3841 nucleotides. It is a transcript of the gene dedd, whose product is annotated as death effector domain containing. Gene Ontology annotation, cellular component: nucleolus. The record is from RefSeq and is a predicted model, not a curated record. The transcript is spliced from 5 exons. Gene Ontology annotation, biological process: apoptotic process; extrinsic apoptotic signaling pathway via death domain receptors; regulation of apoptotic process. NCBI's taxonomy places the organism in Eukaryota, Metazoa, Chordata, Actinopteri, Anabantiformes, Osphronemidae. Gene Ontology annotation, molecular function: DNA binding; protein binding. The coding region runs from base 352 to 1563 and encodes 403 amino acids.